Messenger RNA from Mytilinidion resinicola, 2286 nucleotides. RefSeq names its product Gcd10p-domain-containing protein. The record is from RefSeq and is a predicted model, not a curated record. Lineage: Eukaryota; Fungi; Ascomycota; Dothideomycetes; Mytilinidiales; Mytilinidiaceae. The transcript is spliced from 2 exons. The coding region runs from base 1 to 1830 and encodes 609 amino acids. Gene Ontology annotation, biological process: tRNA methylation. Gene Ontology annotation, cellular component: tRNA (m1A) methyltransferase complex; nucleus.
AUGCACUCCUACAUUCGGCCAAACACGUACAUCGUCCUCCGCCUGCCCUCGGGCAUCCUGAAGCUGCUGGAGAUACUCCCAAAUACGAACAUAUCAAUAGGCAAAUUCGGCACCUUUCAAGCAAACUCACUGCUCGGACGCCCAUACUACCUUACUUUUGAGAUCCUCGAUAAAGAAGGAGAUUCAAACUCGGAACUGCGCGUGGUCCCUGCUGCAGAGCUUCAUGAAAGCUCCCUUACCACCGCCGAAGAUGACACGCCAGCCGAGUCGACAGACGAGCCCGCAGACGGUGGGGCCGAGUUUGAUAUCGUGGGGGAUAAUGGGGAAAUCAUAAUGCAGAGUAAUCGUUUGACGAUAGAUGACCCGUCACGGCAGACAUUAACUAUGGAAGAGAUUGAGGAGCUCAAAAAGGCCGGCACUGGGUCCGGCAAGGAAGUAAUAGCCAGGAUUAUGAAGUCGCAUCAGGCGAUAGACGAGAAAACACCCUUCUCGCUGGCUAAAUACACCCUGCGGAAGUCGAGAAAAUAUUUGCGCAGGUUUACUGUGUUCCCAGCGGAUGUUAAUAUGCUCUCGGAAUAUGUCUUAGACAAAGAAGCGCAUAGGAUUAUGGAGCUGAGAGAAGAGAAUUUGGGCCUCAUCAACAGCUGGGCUAAUAUUCAUUGCGCCGAAUCGAGUUCUAUAGUACCCUCCUCAUGCGGCAAGGGGAUGAUUGGGGGUGGCCGGUGGCUCGUCGUGGACGACACGGGGGGGCUCCUUGUGGCGUCCUUGGCUGAGAGAAUGGGCCUUCUCUACCCAGAAGAGUCAGAAGACGAAGCCUCGGGGAAGGAGGAAGAAGCCAUCGAGAGUAAGCCGACGGAGGAGUCCAAAUCGAAUGGUAUACCGGAAGAAGAUGCCAUGGUCAUAGACACUCCGGCGGAGGGAACCUCAGAAACCACCAAACAGGAACCACCAGAAGCACCAAAAGAAGCCAAUACAACCACAUCAGAAAGCAACCCUUCAAAACCUCGAACGCCACGGGCUGCACACAUACCCCCUAUGUCCGCCCAAACCAACACCUUAACCAUCGUCCACAGCAACGCGCAACCAAAUCUCGGGUACCUCAAAUACUUCUCUUACGACGCUACCGCCUCAAAUCCCAAACACCCUCUGCACACCCACCUCAAGACGCUCACAUGGCUGCAAAUGCUCUACCCGGAGGACGACCCAGGCUACCAAGAGCCCGAAACUCUCUCCGAUGACCUCCUCUCAACGAUGAAAUCAAGUAAACGCGGCACCUACUUCCGCAAACGAAGGCGAUGGGAACGAGUCAAGCGCGUCGUCCAAGAAACCCGUGCCGGGGGCUUCGACGGCCUCGUUGUCGCGAGCGUUAUGGAGCCCGCCACUGUUCUGCGUGCCUGCGUUCCACUAUUAAAAGGCGGCGCAACUGUAACCGUCUACAGCGCAAACGUGGAACCGCUCGUCGAGCUCUGCGACUAUUAUAGCAAAGAGCGCCGGACGGCUUUCGUAUCACGACAAAACAUCGACACGACAGAGCAGAGUCAAGACGCGAAUGAUAGCACGAAAGCAUUAGGGCCCGACGAAGCGAUAGAUCCAGACUUUCCCGUCAAUCCAACCCUCCUCCUCGCCCCUAGCUUGCAGACCGCGAGAGCACGCCAGUAUCAGGUCCUCCCAGGCCGCACGCACCCGCUCAUGACGAGCAGAGGCGGCGCAGAGGGAUUCCUGUUUACGGCGACGAGAGUUCUGCCUGUAGCUGGAAGGGUAGAGGCUCGGGGGACGUUUCGCGCGGGUAAGAAAAGGAAGAUUCAAGUGGAGCCUGAAAAGGGAGGCUGAGGCGGCUAGGUUGCGGCGAAGUGCUGUUCAUGCAUUUUUGGAUUGGAAAAUUGCAUUGAGGUAGCUUUUGCGUAGGUAACGUAAACGUCUUGAAGUGCCUCAGCUAUUUGUUUCUAUCUUUUCGAAUACGUUCUUAGUCUGCUCGAUGUGUCACGAAGCUCUCAGAAUAUAGAAACUACCUACUAUGCUUCCUACACAAUCACGCUGGCUGGGCGGGAGAGAAGUAGCACAAUCAUCAAGCACUCUGUCUCGUGUGUACACCUGACUGUCCCUGCUUGGGGUGCUUCAGCGCGUCUCCACAUAGCCCAAGGUGAAUGGCUUCCAUCUCGGUCAGAAUCCUGAAAAUGCAUUAAAGCGCCCCAAGCAGUGGCAGACAAGUGUACGCACGAGACAGCUUCUUGUAGAAUUAGAGUGCCACCUUUUCCAUGCCCCGCGUGACAAUCCAUUUCUUUCAGC